Molecule: messenger RNA, 2266 nt
Organism: Exophiala viscosa
Lineage: Eukaryota; Fungi; Ascomycota; Eurotiomycetes; Chaetothyriales; Herpotrichiellaceae
Exons: 4
Coding region: 399-1997 (532 amino acids)
Molecular function (GO): hydrolase activity, acting on carbon-nitrogen (but not peptide) bonds
Source: RefSeq, a predicted model, not a curated record
GCGGUCAGACCUUUCUUCGCGUAGACGUCGAACAGGCAUUGACAUGUCCUCGACGUUCUUCCUCUUUCCAACUCAAUGCAUUUCCAUCUGCGUACUCCGGCACGCUCCUCGGUGAAACAAUCUUCGCCAGCUUUCAGGUUCGAGAUUAUUCGAAGUCUCCGGCUCAUGAUGCAACAGCUGUGGACUCCUACAUAGUUCCUACCUGGGACGGAAAAACAGUCCUGCCGCCGAACGGCGACUUUCAGCCUUGACCAGGAGUUAAGGUAGGUCCGGCACUGUCGUGAUAAGGACGUAGGUAUGUCGAGGGAUCCGGUCGAGAAAGUAUAUAUGGUCGCGCUCCGGUGCUCUCGAUGUGAAACGCAACCUGCAUCGUCUACUGUUGGAGGUCUACCACAGCAAUGGCAUCGACUGGAAAGUAUAUUCUCCUCCGGGAAGGCACUGUUCUCACUCACUCCACCGAUGACCAUGUCAUUCCGCUGUACGACACUGAUAUUCUCGUCCACGAUGAUACCAUCGUCAACAUCGGCAGAGCUAUCGAUGCACCCGACGCGCAUACGGAAGUCAUCGAGUGUCGUGGCAAGAUUGUCUCGCCAGGCUUUGUUGAUACCCAUCAUCACAUCUGGCAGACUCAAUUGAAAGGGAGACAUGCCGACCAGGGACUAGUAGCUUAUAUGGUGUCUGGCAAUAUCAUGUCCUUUGUGUUCAAGCCCGAGGACGCAUACUGGGGUCAACUGUCAGGCUGUCUUGAGGCGAUCAAUGCCGGAACGACUCUAGUCAUGGACCACGCCCAUAUAGCAUAUACCCCGGAACAUGCCAGUGCCGCGUUAUCGGCCACCUUGGCUUCUGGCAUCCGGUCAAUCCUGGCUUACACCAACCCUCUACGUAUGAGCCAGUGGGACCAGUCAUGCUGUGUGCCGGAUCAAGAUCUUCUUCCUCAAUGGGCUAUGUCGCAGCUGCGCGACUGGGUGGGGAAAUAUAACCAUAACAAUGGUGGCAGUCAGUCCAGCGACAAGGUAGCGCCAACGGUCGAAGUGGGCAUGGGAUUCGACCUGUGGUUCUUACCGAAAGAUGUGGUGUUGCCCAUGUUGACAGAGCUGGGGGAGAAGGGUCUCCGAGUUCUCACAACACAUGUGGGCUGCAAUGCAUUCCAAGGUCUUCAAUCGCCCAUUCCCAUGUUCUCAUCAUAUGGCCUUCUUCAGCAUCCACACCCACCGUCCAACGAGACGACGGCACUCCCAUUCCUCCUUCUCUCGCAUUGUAGCGGCAUACCGGAGGAUGACCUUGCCCUUCUUGCGUCAACUGGCACGCCAAUCUCCAGCACACCAGAUACUGAAUCGCACAUGGGCAUGGGCUAUCCUGUCUCUCUGCAUUCGUCGCUGCGAGAUAGCAAGACUGCAAACGUCUCCAUUGGCGUAGACUUGCAUACCAACAACCCGGCCAGCAUCCCUCUUCAGGCGCGUGCACUACUGCAACUCACCCGCCUGGAGCACAACUCUUGCCUCCUCGCCAAAGACACGUUUCCUGCCUGGGACGUGAGGAGUUCGUCGGAAGAGGUGUUCAAUCUCGCUACGAUCCGUGGUGCAAGAUGUCUUGGCCUGGAAGGCCAGGUCGGAAGCAUAGCGGAGGGAAAGAAGGCAGAUCUCGUGGUUUUCGAUGCGAAGGGGAGCGUCGGCAUGCUCGCCGCUGCGGAGCAUGAUCCUGUUACAGCCAUUAUCAGAUUCAGCGAGAGUGCAGAUAUCGAGACCGUCCUCAUCAACGGCGACGUACGGAAGCGAAAUGGCAAGCUUGUCGAUGUGGCUGUCAGCCGUGAUGGUAUUGUUGGGAAGGAUGUCGGGGGAGAAACGCAUGCCAUGAAGUGGUCGGAUGUCGCAGAGGAGGUCCGGAGGAGCCAGAGAGACAUUCAAGCAAGAAUUGAUGGACUCAGCCUCGAUCAAGGAAGGAAGACUCUUCUGGGGUUGUUCCAUGUCGAUCAGGGAAACCUGGUUGACGCCUUGUGAAGCGUCAUAUAUGAGAAACCGGUUCUGCAACCUCAAUACAAGAUACCGGACAUCACACUUCCAGCAAACCUCCACCGCCUUCCUCUCGAGUAUCUCUUGGCGAGGCUUCAUUCACCGCAUUGCGCGUGACAUAGCCAGCCACUGACCUAUUGAGAAAUACUGAGGGUGAUAUUUUAUAUUUUCGAACUACUGGUCAACAAUCUCCCUUCCAGUAUCCGACCUCUUAUUCUCCUCUACUAUGUUACUGAGUUAAAGUCGGAGAGACGAGU